UCGACCGCGGCAUUGUUGCUCUCCGCUCGCGGUUGUUGUCUUCUGGUCCGUAAGAAACGCUAACCACCUUCUGUCCUGCAGGAAAGAUGAUAGGUUUUCUAUUCGGCUAAUGUUGUUUUCAUCGUAAACGUUUCCUAGCUCGUCUUUUUUUGUUUUGAAACCAGGCACGUCGCUAGUGUAAAGCUAGCCAGCUUGCUAACCAGUCGCGAAAAUGAACUCCAACACGCACGUCAUCCAGGUGACAAAUGUCUCCCCGAGCACGACCUCCGAACAAAUGAGGACUCUGUUCGGAUUCCUCGGAAACAUAGAGGAGCUCAAGCUGUUUCCACCUGAUGACUCUCCCUUGCCUGUGACUUCACGUGUCUGUUUUGUAAAGUUCCUUGAGUCUGAAUCGGUGGGAGUUUCUCAACACCUGACGAACACCGUCUUCGUGGACAGAGCAUUGAUCGUGGUCCCUUUUGCUGAAGGAGUCAUUCCUGAUGAAUCUAAAGCUAUGUCGCUGCUGGCUCCAGCCAAUGCCGUGGCAGGAAUGAUGCCUGGUGGAGGCCUUCUUCCAACACCCAAUCCUCUGGCAUCGAUGGGAGGAACACCAUUUGGAGGUCUUGGAGCUCCCAACAUGGAGCAGAUGGCUGCAAUGGGAAUACCGGGACCAAACAUGAACCCCCAGGCUCUUUCUGCAGACUUCCUGAAGCUCAUGCAGUCCAUGGACCCCAAAUUGAAUCCAUUAGCGGCUGGACUGAACUUGAAUCCAGGGCUCAAGACUGACGCUUCCAAUAAGGAGAUAGAAGAGGCCAUGAAGAGAGUCCGAGAGGCCCAGUCUCUCAUUUCUGCAGCCAUUGAACCAGGAAAUAAGAAAGAUGACAAGCGUAAACAUUCCCGCUCCCGCUCACGGUCUCGGCGCAGGCGGUCCAGGUCUCGCUCAAGACACAGACGUUCAAAGAGCAGGUCUCGACGGAGGUCCCAUUCGAGGAGUAGAAGGAGGUCCAAGAGCCCACGAAGGAGGAGGUCCCACUCCCGGGAUAGAAGCCGCCGCAGUAGAUCAAGGGACAGGAGAAAGGAGGAAAAGUCUAAGAAAAGGUCCAAGACGCCGCCCAAGAGCUACAGCAGUGCCAGGAGGUCUCGAAGUAUCAGUCGGAGACACAGGCGAAGCCGCAGUGCGUCUCGGUCCCCCAGGAGAAGGCCGUCCAGGUCACCAUCACCCAGGCGUCACAAGAAAGAGAAGAAGAAGGAUAAGGAUCGUGAGAAGGACCGGGAUAGAGAGAGGAGGGAGGACAGGGACCGGAGCAGAGACGAAAGAGAACGCUCCACCAGUAAGAAGAAAAAAAGCAAGGACAAGGAGCGAGAUCGAGACCGCAAGUCCGACAGUGAGAAAGGAGACGUUAAGGUGACCCGGGAUUAUGAUGAGGAGGAGCAAGGUUAUGACAGUGAAAAGGAGGGAGAGGAGGAUGACGACGAGAGGAAGAGCGACUCUGACUCCGCCUCGUCCCCCAAAGGCCAGGAGGAGAUGAUGGAGAGAUCCGAGGGCCAAAUUCCCAAAAAGUCCAAACUAAACGGAGACGAUCACCAUCAGGAAGACAUGGAGAUGAGCGAUUAAGUACGUCCCCGAGACUGAACCAGGCCGCGUUAUCUUUCCACUGUCCUUUUAUAUUUUUAUUAUAGGCCACAACAUGUCUGUGCCUGAUCACUCAAAGUUAAAAAGAUUUGUCGUCUUAACUGUAGGGGAGGGGGUGUAGAAUGAAAACUGUCGAAUAAGUUUUGUAAAGACACGAGAAAACGAGGACUAAAAUAUGAAUAACAUGAGAUGUGGUUUUAAACUGUCAUUGCUGUACUUUUUUAAAAUCCUGUUGAUUUUUCUUUUUGUUGCCUUUGUGUUCAAAAUUCCUGACAGUAGAAUACGCAGCAGUUUCCACUGAAAUGCUGUAUUUGUAAAUAUUUUACUAGUCGGGAUCGAGUCCUUUCCUCGGUCAGACUGUUAAUCACCCACCACUCGGCACCAGCUUCAUGUUUUUUUUUUUUUUUUUUUUUGUUUGUUUUUUGGUUGCUGAACCAUUUUUGCUUCAACUGUAAUGCACCCAGUCGUGUUUCAGCUGACCCUCCUAUUUACAGCCCUUUCUAAGUGUACACUGUAGAUUGAAAUGUGUUGCAAUGAAAUACUUUGUCUGCAAUAGGUUUUCCAAAGUAAACUAAUAAAAUUGGGUCAAACUU
Messenger RNA from Lates calcarifer (barramundi perch), 2205 nucleotides. RefSeq names its product serine/arginine-rich splicing factor 11. Lineage: Eukaryota; Metazoa; Chordata; Actinopteri; Centropomidae. Gene Ontology annotation, cellular component: nucleoplasm. The record is from RefSeq and is a predicted model, not a curated record. Gene Ontology annotation, molecular function: RNA binding.